CCCAACUCACUAAGUUGUCCGGUGCCAAUAGCAAACCAAAACAAACUCAUAGCAAGAGUUGCGUUCGACGAGAGGAACAGAUCGUUUAAAUUUCUGCGGUGCUGUAGUGGCGGAUUUAAAUAUAAGAAGCAACGGGAUCUAACCUUCAGUCAGUGCAUAAGGCGGUCAUUCUAUGCAAAGGCGGUAUGAUAUUUUCUCAAGCGAGCUGGAUGUUCAUGAUAACAACGAUUCUACUCUGAACUGUUGUACAUAUAUUUCAACAUUUUACAAUCAAUUAUACUAAAGGUGUUGAAAAUCAAUUCUACUGUGUCUGUUAUACUAUUUAUGUGAAUAACACAUGAUUUACAUAACAUAGCCGAUGCUUUCAGAGGUGGUGUUUGAUAGAUAGAUAAACAUUAGAUGUUGUGUUAAAAUUCAUACGUCUUGUGGAUACAACGCGCUGUUAUCUUCACCCUCAAGUGCAUUAUCUUUUAGAACCGUCGACAAAGAGCCGGCAAAAAAAAAUGCCAAGGCACUAUUAGAGUGAGAUUUUUCGAAGCACGAUAGCCGUUUGGAAGAGCUUGCCACUAUUCAAACAGCUUACGAGGCAAUCAUGUUUGCUGCCACGUCGGAUUACAGAAACUUUGCUCUGUAACGGCAAAGUGUUAGGCCAUACCAGCUCCGAAAAAAGUGAGUGCAAGUGGUAUCUACAAGCAAGACACUGACAAAGAAAAACCUCUUCAGGAUGGAUAGGGGCAAUCCUUACGUGUGGAUAAGCUCCAAAAUGCUUAGAAACCCUCUCAGCGCGGGCUCAGAGAGGCCUCUCACUACAUCGUCAGCAAUAAGGAGCCACACACCAAACUUGACUUCGAGUGGUGGUGACAACAACCACCUACGGCGUGUCAAAACCGCCACGUCUAGAGACUGGUUCCAGACGUCUGUCCUGCCGGAGUAUAUCCGCCAAGGGGGUCAGAGGGGUCAGGGCAGACACUCCGGUAGACAAUUCUGCGUGGUGCAGGAGAGACAAGGCUUAACAACUCCACACGAAGACAACGGAGAUGAUUGUCUUGGACGAAAUCCCUCCUCCGCGGAUCACACAAAACGUUAUAAUGAAAGAUCGUGUCUCUCGCGGCGUCAAGAGCGCAGUAACUCAGACAAGGGUAGCAGGCUCAAAAAUGAAAACACCCCUGGAUCUGAAAGGGUCUACGCCUUUGCACCGCAAAAUCCUCGAACAAUGAUAUCGUCCCCUGACACAGGGGCUGCAACUCGUAAUUACUCCCCGCGGCCAAGAAGUCCGUUAUGUCAGUUUAAUACACCACAACUUACCGGAACCCCAACCCACAAUCGCUUCGUUUCUCGAGACAAUACACCUACAGGUGACAAGACCCAGGAGUUAACUCCCCUCAUUGAUAGGGCCUGGUAUCGCCCCCUUGCGGCCAAUCCGACUCGACCCCCUUCUCUCCGGCCGUUCUCUGUUCCACACAGACACACCCGAGCGACAGCCCAACAACAUACUGGACUCAGGCUGAGCAGAAAACGCCAACAGAGCGCUCACGGUCCAUUAUCGUCUGCAUCACCCGCUAGUGAGGACAGUGCCUACCGGGACAGCCCAGGAAGCAGCAGGCGACAGAGCCCUGUGAGGACACGCGCCCGACCUCCCCCAACAACGAUAGCUACAACUAUAAGACCCCUCACAGCCCUCAACAACGCUUUCAGAGCAAAAAGCUACCUGGCAGGACGGGUGAUGUCCAUGUACCAGGGACGUCGAGCCAUGUCUGCAGCAGCUCAAGCAUCUGCGGCCACUUGUGCUGGACACUUGGACUCAGCUGACGUCAACGGCUCCUCUCAUGGUCAGUUGUCUUCCCGAUCACAGGACUCCGGGGAAAGACAUACUUCUUUGAAUCUUACUCCUCUGGCUAAGUUCCGGAUGGUAGUGCACAUCGCCAUCCGACUCCGGCGUCUGAUGGAUGUGAUCAUGACCAACACUCGCGAGAAGACGGUACGCUCGGCCACAGAGCUACAGUGGAUGACGUUGUACGCAGAACGUGAUGACGACAGCUUGGCCUUUAACAAACACCUGUACUCCAGAGAUCGGGUCAUCACGCAUGUCCCGGACUGGGCACUAGUCAUCCUGCAGCUACGGCCCGAGCACAGAACCGAGCAAGAUUGCCGCCGUCUCCAUGCUCUGUUGCGAGGCCUGAAGAGUUUUGAUAAGUUUACAGAGGAGAUCCAGAUGUCCCUGUGCCGUGCUUUCACGUUAGAGAGGAGUUAGCCUUACUACAAGACAUCACUCGUACGGCGACAGUGUCUGUGAGAGAGAAAUGUGAGCUGCUGGUGGUGGAGAAAGAUGUAUUUGCCAGUGUGUGCCCCCAGAUAUUUGAGAAACAGUUGGCAGAGAAACAGGCCUUCCUUAGCAAACUGGAUCUCUUUUCAACAAGCUGGUGGAGUCAGGAGUCCCUGAGAGCUCUGAGCAUGAACUCUCAGAUACAAGAGUACAAGACCAACAAAGUGAUUGUUGCGGACAACUCCAUGGAAGAUUGGAUUUACGCUUGCAUGGAGGAUCUGCCGUCAGUCUUCCAAGAAGAAUCAGACGUUGAGAGCGCAGCGAGCGCCUUGAUGCUAGUGAGUGGCGGCGCUAAGAUCUUCAAAAUGAAGAAAGCCGCUUUCUUUGACCAGGCUUCGCAGCAGGCCCUCGACCACACGCGCACACUUGCAAGCAAACAAGG
This is a messenger RNA of Aplysia californica (California sea hare), 2705 nucleotides long. RefSeq names its product cyclic nucleotide-binding domain-containing protein 2. The record is from RefSeq and is a predicted model, not a curated record. NCBI's taxonomy places the organism in Eukaryota, Metazoa, Mollusca, Gastropoda, Aplysiida, Aplysiidae.